AUGAGUGAAUAUUAUAAUGUACCUUCGAGCCAAGGGCAAUACGCCUACCCUGUUUUUGACCCGCAUGUGAGUGGAGCUAGCUCUGCGUCCGCUCCUGCGAACCAGCCGAGUGGAGUGCCCUCAAACUUGAAUAAUUCAGUUCCUGUUCCUUCUUCUUCCCCUGUGAACCCGCCAUAUUCAGGAAACGUUCCUCCGAGCCCGAGCGCGCCGCAGCAUAUCUACCCUGUCAUUCCUGAUCCUCCAGAAAUGUCUUAUGUGCCUCCUGUGCCUUCCUAUUACCAAAACACUCCUCCUGUUAUGGUUCCCAAUGCUGCACCUGUUAUUGCGCCAGUUCCGAUGCCUUCUCAACCCUCACCGUAUGAUCCUCCAAUGCAAGGAUCUCCGAUGGCGCCUGCCAUGGGUCAGAACAUUCUCAACAAUCCCGACGCGGAGUACUUCCAGAAAUCUCCUGUGGAAGUGAGCGCCUACCCUACAAUCCAGCAGCCAAAGGGCAGCCCUAUCAUUAUCAAUCUGGACACAAACAAUGAAGAUGUGGAAACUCAGAAUGCCUUAUUGGGUAUCGGAAUCGGCACUGUCGCAGCGAUUGCAUCGGGAGGUUUGCUGCUUCCCGUGAUCGCUGGCGUCGUGGGUUACAAUCUGAUAAAGAAAGAGCGACAAUCGAAGUUCAGCGUGUAUCCCAAUACCUACGUGUGGGAGCUGCGAUCAGCGAUUGCGGAGUUGCUGAAGGUGAAUCCGGAGCUGGUUUUGAUGAAGCGCAAAGACAUGAUCAUGGAUGAUAAUGAGAUGAUUAAGAAGUAUGUGAAAGGAAGCAAGAGCAAGGCUACGGUGAAGAUCAGCAUUCAAAACGCACCGGUAGCGGGAAGUAAUUAUUACUCUCCAAACGGAGCAGUGUACCCAAGAGCGCAAUGUGUGUCUUUAGUGAAGAAGUAAGGGUUAAACGCAAUUUUGAUGUUUACUUAUCGUUUGUUUUUUGUGAA
Messenger RNA from Blastocystis hominis, 977 nucleotides. RefSeq lists its product as hypothetical. The record is from RefSeq and is a predicted model, not a curated record. The transcript has a single exon. Bases 1 to 930 code for a protein of 309 amino acids. NCBI's taxonomy places the organism in Eukaryota, Bigyra, Opalinata, Blastocystidae.